AUGCCCUCUAACGAACAAACGGAGAAUUUUUAUAUGUAUAGAGUUGGUUUUGAUUGCAACCAAACACUUCGAAUAAUUGAAAAAGCUUCAGUAGUCAAGCCAAGUCCAAAUAAAUCUAAACAAACAGUUCUAGACAUGUACAUGAAACAAGUUAAAAAAAGACCAAAAACGACUAAAAAGGCGGUAAAAGCAAACAGGACUAACAACAAAAUUGAUAUACAGCAAAAUAAAAGAAAUAGUGCAGAAAAUGUCGAAAAUAAUUGUGUUAAAAAAUCCGAAAUUGAAAAUAAAAUCUUAGAGGUUUCUCAAAAUAAAGGUAAUGAGCAGAAUAAGGAAAACAAAGAAGAUAAGAUUGUUUGUGAUGAAGCUGUAAUGAGCGAUAUAAACAUACAAAGCAAAGUGGAUAAAUUAGUUGAAGAAAUGAACGAUGAUAAAAAUUAUAUGAAUGACAUUAACAUCGAUAGCCUUGAAAAUGCCCUCCAAGAAUUGAAAGAGAAUAAUUUCUUUGAAGCUGAUUCCAAUACCAACAAAAUUGAAAGUAUUCUACAACGAGAAGAUUCGCCCAAGAAAAUAAAUAUUAACAAGAAACGAAAAAUACUAAUUGGAAGUAAAUUAUCAAUAUGUAACAAAGAAAAUAACCAAAACUCGAAAAAAAUCUUAAGUAAAAAAUCAAAAUUAUCAGAGCUGAAUAAGAAAAUCGAACUUAAUAAAAGUAUCCAAAAUCAAAAUUCAGAAACAGUUACAUCUACUAAUUGUGAAAAUUUGGAAACCAAAGAUCCCGAUAAUGACAGACCUUAUGUAAUUAAAGAAGUGAUUGAACCAAAAAACAAUACUAUUAGCAAUGAUUCGAAAGAUGAAGCUAAUUUACUUCAAAACAGUUUCUUAGAAUUCUAUAAUGAUCUUUUUGGGCCAGAAUUAAUGAAUUUGUUGGAAAAACACAAGUUGUCGUAUAAUAAUAAAAAUGAGAAUCGCACAACUGAGGAUUGUGCCGAAAAAAUAUCAGAG
Sitophilus oryzae (rice weevil) is the source of this 1005-nucleotide messenger RNA. Its product is annotated as structure-specific endonuclease subunit SLX4-like. Lineage: Eukaryota; Metazoa; Arthropoda; Insecta; Coleoptera; Curculionidae. The transcript has 4 exons. The annotation marks the transcript as partial. The record is from RefSeq and is a predicted model, not a curated record.